This is a messenger RNA of Aureobasidium pullulans EXF-150, 1275 nucleotides long. RefSeq lists its product as uncharacterized. Gene Ontology annotation, biological process: mRNA alternative polyadenylation. The record is from RefSeq and is a predicted model, not a curated record. Lineage: Eukaryota; Fungi; Ascomycota; Dothideomycetes; Dothideales; Saccotheciaceae. The coding region runs from base 1 to 1275 and encodes 424 amino acids. Gene Ontology annotation, cellular component: mRNA cleavage and polyadenylation specificity factor complex. Gene Ontology annotation, molecular function: mRNA binding. The transcript has 3 exons.
AUGGCAGACGACGACAACUUCGAUAUCGACAUCUACGGUGAUGAGGAUCAGGAUCUCAAGCCCGAGCCUCAGCCCGAGGAAGAGCAGAAGGAACAAGACACGGACUUCGGCCCGGGUCUUGACGGAACCGGCUACGGCCAGCAAGCCAAUGAGCCCGAGACGGAGCCUCCAAUAGACAACAACGUCAAGCUGGAAGGUGAUCCCGACGAAAUGAAAGUUCAAUACGAAAAGAGCCAUGGUGGUGCCGAAGCAAAUGGCCUACAAGAGCAGCAACAAAUUCACAGCACUACUGGCUCAUCAGCCGACCAGUACAAUGUCCCCAAGCAGGCACCAACUGAACAGGGUACCAAACGUAAAGAAGGAGAAGAUACCCGUGAGGUUGAUCCCGGUGCCACGUCAGCUUUGAGACUUGGAGAACUCCAGUGGUGGAUUAGCGAAGACGACAUCAGAGGCUGGACCAACCAAUGUGGCUGUGAAGAUGAGCUCAAGGAAGUCACAUUCAACGAGCAUAAGGUGAACGGCAAAAGUAAAGGUGAAGCGUUCGUCGAGCUCGCUUCACCGCAGGCUGCAACAGCUCUCAAACAUCGUGUCGACUCUUUUGGUGCGGACCAACAGUAUGUCAAGAAGCAUACCUGCAUCUACGUCCGUCCAGAUUACAACCCAUUCAAAACAUCACCCAAAGAUGCACCUCAGCGCAAUAAGGUAGCCGCUCCCGGCGCAUACAACAACGGUCCUGCGUUCCAGCAAACCGGUGGCUUCCGUGGUGGUCGUGGUGGCUACAACCGCGGUGGCAUGAACAACAUGAACACUGGUAUGGGUAUGGGCAACAUGCGUGGUGGUUACAACAACCCGCAGAUGAACAUGAUGGCUGCCGGCUUCAACGGAGGAGCAAUGGGAGGCAACUUCAACAACAACAUGAUGGGCGGCUUCAACAAUGCCAUGGGAGGUUUCAACAACCGUGGUGGCAUGAUGGGCGGCAAUAUGCGUGGAGGUUUCCAGAACAACCGUGGCAGAGGCGGUAUGGGAAUGCCCAACAUGGCAAUGGGCAUGGGAAACAUGGGCAUGAACAAUAUGACUAACAUGGGCGGCAUGGGAGGUAUGGGUGCCAUGAACAUGGGUAACAUGAACAUGGGUGGCUUUGGCAACAACACGCAAGGAGGCCACUUCAACCCAGGCUUCUUUAAUGCCGGAGCCGCAGCAAAUGGUAACACAUCGGGUGGCGGCAUGUCGCCCAGUGGAAACCCUCAUGGUGCCAAGAGACCUCGACCGGAGUAG